Acipenser ruthenus (sterlet) is the source of this 7336-nucleotide messenger RNA. RefSeq names its product long-chain-fatty-acid--CoA ligase 4-like. The coding region runs from base 535 to 2664 and encodes 709 amino acids. Gene Ontology annotation, cellular component: lipid droplet; plasma membrane; endoplasmic reticulum. The transcript has 17 exons. Gene Ontology annotation, biological process: long-chain fatty acid metabolic process; long-chain fatty-acyl-CoA metabolic process; neuron differentiation. The record is from RefSeq and is a predicted model, not a curated record. Gene Ontology annotation, molecular function: arachidonate-CoA ligase activity. NCBI's taxonomy places the organism in Eukaryota, Metazoa, Chordata, Actinopteri, Acipenseriformes, Acipenseridae.
GGAGAGAAGCUGGAACUCUAACAAGACGGCAGAAAGUGUUUAACUUGCUGUUUGCUUUAUAGUUAGCAAUCAGGUGCUGUAUUUUGAAACAAAGCGGUCUGUGCCAGUCAUCAUUGAUCAGCCUUUCCUACACGCUUGAGCAGGUUUUAAGAAGAUCAUCAUAAAGAAGAAGCACUACCAGGAUCUCACCAAUUGCAAUUGAACUUUCUGAUGUACUGUUCUGUAUCUAAAAAAAGGAAACGGGUAAAACAAAGAGUCUGUGCUAUAUUUAGCCUUUCAUAAAUACAGCAGUACGAUUUCUCUUUAGUACUAAACUUAGUGAGGUUAACUGCUGCUGCUGCUGCUGCUGCUGCUGGUGGUACUCGUAACUGCACUGCUACUAUAUCUGCCAUCUGCUGUUGCCUUUGUCAGUUAACAACACCACGGACCAAACUAUAGAAAGAAAGAAAACUGGAGAGACACACACUUCAGGCCCCUUGUGUUUCUUGAUCUUGCUGCUGUACUUCAUGUAAACAGCAAAAAAAAAAAUCCAUAAUGAUUUUCAAAGAAGUCCACUCCAUUGUCUUGUUCCCUGUGUAUCUAUUAAUGUGGCUGUACACUGCCCUUACCUUUGUCCCAUGGUAUUUCCUUACCGAUGCCCAAAAGAAACAGACCAUGGCAAAGCGGAUAAAAGCCAAAGCCACGUCUGAUAAGACGGAAGGCCCAUAUCGUUCUGUGGACCACUUCGACUCGCUCGCUGCGAUGACUUUCCCUGGCAUAGACACUUUGGACAAGCUGUUUAGCCACGCAGUGGAGAAGUUUGGAAAGGCUGAUUGUCUUGGGACCAGAGAGGUUCUGAGUGAGGAAAACGAGAAGCAGCCAUCUGGGAAAGUUUUUAAAAAGUUAAUUCUGGGUGAAUACAAGUGGCUUUCUUAUGAAGACGUAGAUGCUCAGGUGAAGCACUUUGGUAGUGGUCUGGCUGCUCUAGGGCAGAAGCCAAAGAGCACCAUCGCCAUCUUCUGUGAGACUAGUGCAGAGUGGAUGAUUGCAGCUCAGGCUUGUAUCAGAUACAAUUUCCCAUUGGUGACUCUGUACUCCACACUAGGAGAAGAUGCAGUAGCAUACGGUCUGAAUGAGUCUGGAGUCACCCACCUCAUUACUAGUACAGAGCUUCUGGAAGACAAACUUAAGUGUGUGCUGUCAGAGCUGAAGAAUCUAAAGCACAUCAUCUGUGUGGAUAAAAAGAAUAUCAGUAAAACGGGUUAUCCGAAGGAGCUGGAGGUUCACAGUAUGGAAUCUGUGCAAGAGCUGGGAGCCAAACCUGACAACCUAAGUGUAGAACCUUGCAGACCUGUCCCCACGGAUCUUGCUGUCAUCAUGUAUACCAGUGGUUCCACCGGCCGUCCCAAAGGUGUCAUGAUCAUUCACAGUAACCUGAUAGCAGGGAUGACGGGACAGUGUGAGAGGAUACCAGGACUUGGACCAAAAGACACCUACAUCGGUUAUCUGCCCCUGGCCCACGUGCUUGAAAUGACUGCUGAAAUGUCUUGUAUGACGUAUGGCUGCAGGAUAGGAUAUUCCUCUCCACAGACUCUGUCAGACCAGUCCACUAAAAUCAAGAAGGGAAGUAAAGGGGACUGCUCUGUCCUGAGACCAACCCUGAUGGCAGCUGUGCCGGAAAUAAUGGACCGGAUCUUUAAGAAUGUAAUGUGUAAAGUUCAGGAGAUGAAUUAUGUCCAGAGAACUCUUUUUAAACUAGGAUAUAACUACAAACUAGAACAGAUCACAAGGGGAUAUGAUGCUCCACUCUGCAAUAUGCUGCUCUUUAACAAAGUGAAGGCCUUGCUGGGGGGUAAUGUGCGGAUGAUGCUGUGUGGUGGGGCCCCUCUCUCUCCAGCCACUCAACGCUUCAUGAACAUCUGUUUCUGCUGCCCUGUGGGGCAAGGCUAUGGGCUGACAGAGACGUGCGGAGCAGGAACCAUCACAGAAGUGGCAGACUACAGCACUGGCCGUGUAGGGGCUCCCCUAAUCUGCUGUGAAAUAAAACUGCGAGACUGGCUUGAAGGUGGCUACACCAAUAAAGACAAGCCCAACCCCCGUGGAGAGAUUGUGAUUGGUGGACCCAAUGUUACAAUGGGAUAUUUUAACAGUGAAAAAGUCAGUGAAGACUUCUUUGUGGAUGAGAACGGGCAGAGGUGGUUCUGUACAGGCGACAUUGGCGAGAUUAAUCCUGAUGGCUGUCUGCAAAUCAUCGAUCGUAAGAAGGACCUAGUAAAGCUACAAGCUGGAGAAUACGUAUCCCUGGGAAAAGUAGAAUCAGCUUUGAAGAACUGCUCACUCAUCGAUAAUAUCUGUGCAUAUGCAAACAGUGACCAGAAUUAUGUAAUAAGCUUUGUGGUACCAAACCAAAAGAAACUGACCAGCCUCGCUCUCAAAAAAAACAUUGAAGGAUCAUGGGAGGAGCUCUGUAACAAUCCAAUCAUGGAGGGCGAAGUGCUGAAGGAGAUUAAAGAAGUAGCGACUUCAAUAAAACUUCAGCGUUUUGAAAUCCCAGUAAAGGUUCGAUUGAGUCCAGAACCCUGGACCCCGGAGACAGGUUUGGUAACGGACGCCUUCAAGUUGAAGCGAAAAGAGCUCAAGAACCAUUACCUCAGUGAUAUUGACAGAAUGUAUGGAGGGAAAUAGAGCUGCCCUCUUGGGGAAAGGACUGGGCUGGACUAUGAGUAAAGUUCUGGUUAAAAAACUAGCAAAAGCGAUUACCCUUAAACUCUGAAAUAUUCACUGAAGCACUGCGACCUGGUGGCAUUUUCAUUCUGAAAUGAAAUAUUUAAAUGUUAUUUAUAGAGCCGUCUGGAUUCAAAGAGGCCCUCAAUUCACACUAGAUACAAAACACAUUUAUUGUAAAUGAAGUUUAGUUGGCCUCAUGUGUUUUCAGAGUGCAAUUCUUAAUCUCAUCGUCCUUUUAAAUGUAAAACAAAAUGGUCAAGUCAAGUGAAAGACAACUCUUAAAACUGUUCUAUCUGUUGGUUUUGAUUCAUUGUGGGGGAGGGGACGGCCCUGGUGAGAUACUAUUUUAAAACUGCCAUUCAUUUUCUAUGUUAUCUACACACAUCUUUUGUAACUGAAGUAAUUGAACUCUUGAUUAAUGUUGUAUAUGAAUCUUCUGUACAUUUUGCAAAUAUGUUUCAGCGUGUAAAAAGGGAGUAGGUAUUCCAAUAGCUGAUCCACAGACAGAGUCGUUAUUUAAUUGACCAAAACAUUUCAGUGUAGUGAUUGGUGCGGAGCUGUGUGUUGGGAGAUUCUUGGCAAGCUUAAAAGAUCCUGAUGUCUGUCUUUUUUUAUGGCACUUCCCUGAUUCCAGAUGAAAAACAAUGUGUGGCAAUAUACCAUGCCUGCGUUUAAGAAACAAGGUGUUUGUUAAUAUAAUUCAAUUCCACUCAAAGACGUAGCUUUGUGCAUAUAGCUCUCAGACUUAAAUGUAGCAUUGAUUUAACAAUGCUUAUUCACAUUAGUGCAAAUGAUCAAAGGUUAUCCAAAUUUUAUAUAUAUUAUUUUGAGUGUCAUGCUUUAUUUCACCAAUAGUUCCAAGAAACAAACUGGUUUUGUGGGUGUGGCUAUUUUAUUUAUUUAUUUAUGAGCAUUUAUUUAGAUAUUACCGCACGGAACCCUAAUACAGAACCAGUACAGAUGAUAUACGUUGCACAUUUCUUCUAAAUAUAUACUGCAUUUGUUAUAUAACAAGAAAAAAAAAAACUAUUGGUGAAGAGUAUUAGUGUCCAGUCUUAAUAUUGCAUCACUCAAAUUGAAACUUCAGAGGUGGCCAUUUUCAAUAUCGGUAUCUGUAGCACCUAUUUUUUUAAAUUUUUUUAACAAACUGUGUAUGUUUAGAAACAGAUACAGCAAAAGGGGUUGAAGAAGUUUGACAAAACAGUAAAUUCAGUUGCAAUGUUCUGUUUAAAAUAAACUGAGAAAUUAUUUCAGAGACUAUUGGUGACAGUAUUUUUCUGUUUUGUGUCGGAUACGCUUACAAUCAUGGCAUCUGUAUUGUGUUGAGCACUGGCCCUUUCAAUCGGGGACUAAUUAUGCUCCACUGGUCAAUAUAAUCUUACUGAAGAAAAUGACAUGUUAUUAUCUCUUACUGAAUUAGCAAUAUUAUCACUGCCCUUCCUUCUGCUGCGCGAACGAUCUGGUUAUUCAGAUUAAUAAAACACAGUGCUAUGGCAUUCCUAAUACCAGAUCACUGCACUUGGAGUUAAUCUAAGAUAUUGUACUACACAGGAAAUGAAUAUAUUAUGUUGUGUAAAUAUGCAUAGCUGCAUUAAAAUAAAACAAACAAGGGAAGAAUCACGAGAUCUUCAGUAUAACAGUUUUGAAAUACUAUAAGAAACUUCAUAAAUUCAAUGGCUAGAAGUCUUUCUCAGUCUUCAGUGAUAAUGCUGGUAGUGCAAAUAAGAUGAUGAAUUUUAAAGUCUUUGUUAUUCCCCCUUUUUUAAGAUUACUUCAUUUCUUAAAAACAGAUUUAAGCCAAGAUAGAAAUCUUCCAGUCUUCACUGUGCACUAUCCCUACAUUGUACAUUGUGUAAAAACAAAUCUCACCAUUUUUAGUUUUGCACUUGUCCUCUCACUAUUGCCUAAUAUGCUGUAUUAAUGUAUUUGUAAUUGCAGGUUUAGUUAACCAACUCUAUUUGAAAGUUAUUUUAUACAUUGAAAAACAGUACAGCUGGGUUAUAUCUAUGCUGUGUGUGUGUCUGUGUGUUAGUGUUUUGUACAUUGCUAAGCAUUGCUCAGACUUUCAAAAGCACCAUUUGUUUCUGCCGAUACAUUUGUCUAUAUGUUCAUAAAAACCUGCUUGCAUGUAAGCUAUUGCUUUCUUCAGCACAGUUGCUUUAAAUGGCACAAACCAUUAUUACAUUUAAAACCCAAGAUAGCUUCUGUAGGUUUUUUAUUAUAAAGAAUGUAUUUUGGAGCAAUGGAAUAUGAACAAUUCAAUUUUCAACAAAUCUUUUACAGUACAAUGCACCGAUUUAUUAAUUUGGCUCUUCCAAAUCAUAAAUUACAAAAACAAAUUCCUGAACCCUCCUGCAGAUUCUCUCAUCGUUUGGGCAGUGAAUUAAAUGAAAUGCGUUUUACUGUUGAAAGUUUGUAUGCAAAAGGCCAAUUUUUAGAGGAUUCAGAAGCAGUAAAAUAUUUCUAGUAAAUUGUUAUUCCAGAACAUUCCGUCUUUUAUAAUGAAUGUGUUACCUGAACGUGUUUGUUUGGAUAAUAUUAUGUAAACGGGUUGCACAAGGAAGAAACAGACCAGAAGUUCAAACUCUUCAGUGGUUAGUAACAUUACAGCCAGGUAAAAAAACAAAGGUUUGAUGCAUUUUCCCAUUUUGUGUGUAAUAUUCUGCUUUAUGCGACAAUUGAACACAAGUACACUGAUGUUGUGGAUCUCUGUUUUUUAUUGGAGUUCUAGUGUAGUGCAUAGUAAUAACUUUUUUCAUCAAGCACAUUUUUAUGAACUGAUGGCAAAAUGAAACAGAAGCAAUGUCACAUAGUUUACAUGGGUAACAGUUCUGAGAGAGAGAAUGAUGUAUUUUUAUAAUUUAUUUAAAGUUGUACAACACUUGAAACAAAGAUAACUUGUGUGUAAGAUCUUGCAAUAAAAUAAAUACGUUAACAAAAGGGUGAAUAGCUUUUAUAUUUGUCACAUCCGGCUGGCGUACAAAAUGCAUGUUGGGGGAUCAGAUUUUGGAAUUGUACAUUUAUUAGCCUUUAUUUAUUUUUUACUUAUAUAUCUCCUUCUACUUUGUCAGUUAAUUCAUUCCAUAUAAAUUCAGAAUGAAGAAUCUAUUUAAGUGCCCAAUGCAAAGACUACUGUGGGAUACACCUUAAAGUGUAUCCUACAGUAUUAAAAGAAACGUGUGCAUUUUAAUUUUAAAACAUGAUAUCUCCUGGUACUACUUUAGGUUGAAGGGAAAUCUCAGUUUAUGUGCCUUUUUCUUGGGUUUUUUAUUUCCUGGAUCAUUUCACCUCAGCAGUGUCUUCUGGCUAUUGGAGAAGCAGCUGUUUAUUGACAGGGAAGAAGCCAGUGAAGGAGUGGGGACAAUAUCGCUCUCCAGGUGAAAUGUCAAAAGGCAUGUCUUUCUUUAACCUAAUGUAGGACCAGAUACCAUGUUUUAAAAUGAAAAUUACUGUAUAUAGCGAAGAAAUUUGAUGGAACUAUUUUGUUUGCUCUCAUUACUUUUAACAUGGGAUGAUUACAGGUAUGUAAUGGAACCAGGCUUGUUCAGGGGAGGCAGUCUCAGAAUAAAUUCAGUUUGUGUAUGUUACUGCAACAUGUCACUGUGUGUGUGUGUCUUCAAUUUGCACACAGCCUUGCAUACAUUAUUUUAUCCCCGUAUAAAAGGUUAUUUUAAAAUAGUUCUGGGGAAAAAAUAUUGUUUUUUGAAUAAAGUUAUUUUGUGACAAAUGUCUUAUAAAUAAGCCAAGAUACUGGGUUUAUUGGAUAUUUACCUACUGUAAAACCGUGCAAUAUUUUCAGCUAAUUUUAAAAUAAAUACGGAUAUGAUUUUUUUUUUUUUAAUGUGUUCUAAUAUUAUAUAUUAAUGUUCAUCCCAGCACUAUUUUAAAAACACCUGUUAGGAAUCUCUCAAUAUUCCAGUUUGACAUAAGAAAAAUAUAAAAAGGCAGGAUUUGGGGAACAAUGUGUUUUUUAUUUUGUAAUAAUAAUAAUAAUUUGCUGCUCUAAACAAAAUAACUGAUAAGUUGUUCCUAUUGUAUACCUUAUGUUCCCAGAAAAAUUGUACAUUGUAAACAUCAUGACUGUAUUGCAGUUUAACUCAUUCUCUAAAUGAGACUAGCUUAGAACUUGAGCUUUGUAAAAUGGCAGAACGUUAUGAAUGGAAUUAUAAUUUUUUUCAUCUGAGGUUUAGACAAAAUACACUUUCAGUCUAGCUGUGUUCUGUGCAUCACUUCCAUUACAAUGCCGUCCUUGUGAUACUAGCACUGUCCCAUCUAUUAUCAGGUAUAUGUUUAUUCAAUAGAGUUUAUAUAACCUCUGAGAUAUUUUUAAUCUAAUUCGUGUGAUGAGGUUGGACAGUUUGUAUAUUGAUUUUGAAAAAAACUUCAGAAGAAAAGAGAGUUCAGUUCUAUUAAUAAGUAAUAGGGGUUUCCUUAUUAAGAGUGAUUCAACACCUGCCUUCCUUUGUUGUUGUUUUGUUGUGAUGUUGCUAUUUACCGCAAGGCUGUUAUAUGAAUUCGCUGUCCUGUCUGUUUUGAGUUUUUAGAAUUUUUGACAUUUUGCCACUCUAUUUGGAGAUGUGGGAACAAAUAGACUGUAUUAUUUAAAUAAAGUUUUGCUUUUUUAUUUAAA